UGUUAUUUAAAGGUUGGCACCCAUAAAAUUCUGUCGUGUUACAAUUUAAAUUUUAUAAAAAAAAAAUGGUGCACUUAACCGCGCAGCAGAUUAAGUUUUACAAAGACAACGGUUAUGUUUUGUUGAAGAAUGUCUUUUCUAAUGAGGAAUUGACGAAAGCUAUCGAUGAGUACGACAAAUUGUUCAAGAGGAAGAAUUUAGAGGAGAUGGAGAACGCGUGGGUGGGAGACAACGAGACGAAUAGGGUUAACAAUACUCCAUACACAGUCAAAGGAGUUCACAACUUGCAGUACCACCACGCUAUCUUCGGUAAGCUGCUUUACAAUGAGAACCUUGGAGACGCCUUGGAAGACAUAAUGGGAGAGAACAUCAUGCUGCAUCAUACAAAAGCACAUUUCAAACCGCCAGAGAAAGGUGCCGAAUAUCCUAUGCAUCAGGAUUACCACUACUUCCCAUACGAGAAAGACUCCCCAGUUGCAGCCUUCAUCAAUCUUGACCCAGCUGACUACGAGAAUGGUGGUCUGUGUGUGUACCCAGGGUCUCACAAACUUGGACCACAAGAAGACAUUGGAGCUAAGGAGGGGAACUUCCAUUGGCUUGACAAGAAAAAGUUCCCAGUGGAAAAGGCGACGGCAGUGGUCGCUGAGCGGGGAGACGUGGUGCUGUUCCACUACUACCUGAUCCACGGCUCUCCGCUCAACCGCUCCAACAGGCCGAGGAGGAUGCUGCUGGCCCAGUUUGUCACACCCGACGACAACCCCAUCGGUGUACAACACAUGUUCCCUGGAUACGGCUGGAUGAUCCGGGGCACCAACUACUCCAAGGACGCCGCUGUCUCCACGCAAUGGCAGGACUUGUCUGGACAGGCUCUUUAUCACAACAGGCACGAGGUUGCGGCUGAGAUCAAGAAGAUCAAAUGUCCCUGAGGCGACCCAUCUUACUUCGAACCACGCAUUUGUUACUUGACCCGACACACGACUGCACACGGAUUUUUUAUCGACACAUCAUUAAUUAAGCGGUGUAUAGUUUUAAGAUUACUGUACAUAAAAAGUGGAAACUAUUAAAAAACAUGUUACAUAGA
This is a messenger RNA of Amyelois transitella, 1081 nucleotides long. RefSeq names its product probable alpha-ketoglutarate-dependent hypophosphite dioxygenase. The transcript is spliced from 6 exons. The record is from RefSeq and is a predicted model, not a curated record. NCBI's taxonomy places the organism in Eukaryota, Metazoa, Arthropoda, Insecta, Lepidoptera, Pyralidae. Bases 66 to 926 code for a protein of 286 amino acids. Gene Ontology annotation, molecular function: phytanoyl-CoA dioxygenase activity. Gene Ontology annotation, biological process: fatty acid alpha-oxidation.